UUCUUCGUUACGGCUGAUGAUGACAUGUCAACAAAAAACAUGGCAACCAGCAGCAACUAUUGGGAAGAUUUGCGCAAACAAGCCAGACAGCUGGAAAAUGAGCUGGACCUCAAGCUGGUGUCCUUCAGUAAGCUGUGCACCAGCUACAGCAGCAGCAGCAACCGGGACCAGCGGACAAGAGACAGCAGGUCUGAUUCUGUUGGCUCAUCUCAAGCCAUGCUUGUUUCCAUGACAACUGAGCUGGAGCAGCUAUUGGCCAAUCUUACUGCAGUCAAUGACAAAAUGGCAGAAUACACAAACAGUCCAGGGGCUUCAUCACAUAACGCAGCGUUGAUGCACACCUUACAGAGGCACAGAGACAUCUUACAGGACUAUACUCUUGAGUUCCACAAAACCAAGAGCAACUUCUUCAGCCUGAGAGAGCGAGAGGAUCUACUGGGCUCUAUUAACAGAGACAUUGAGUCCUACAAGAGCAGCGCAGGAGUGAAUAACAGAAAGACUGAGCUCAUCCUCAAGGAACACGAACAUCUCAGAAACUCGGAUAGUCUUAUUGAUAAUGCAAUAAGUAUCGCCAUAGCUACCAAGGAGAACAUCACAUUUCAGCGUGGCAUGUUGAAGUCCAUUCAAACCAGGGUCACGACUUUAGCCAAUCGUUUCCCCGUCAUCAACAAUCUCAUCCAGAAAAUCAAUUUGCGUAAGAGGCGGGACUCUCUCAUUCUAGGCGGGGUGAUAGGCGUCUGCACCAUACUCCUGUUGCUCUACUUUUUCCACUGAUUUGCAGGUUAACUGGGGGACCAUUUUUCUUCAAAAAACAGAAGAAUAUAUAUAUAUAUAUUCAUUGUAUACGUACAAAAUACUGUCAAUAUUGUAAUUUACUCCAAAAAAGUUAAGACUUUUUUUUGUGAUACAUUUUUUCUUAAUUGAAAUGAUUUGAUCUGACUGGAGAGUUUAUUUAUUUUCUGAUUGAUGAUAAUGUUUCCAUCUUUGGGGUUGUAUAUUCCUGGUUGUAUCGAUAGUUAACACAUUUCUCAAAGAUUUUUAUAAAGAGUUAACUGCUGAUAUGCUUCUUUUACGCGGUGUCGGUGGCGCCUAAUAAAACAAAGCUGAUGAGCUCACUGUC
This is a messenger RNA of Pungitius pungitius (ninespine stickleback), 1120 nucleotides long. Its product is annotated as Golgi SNAP receptor complex member 1-like. Gene Ontology annotation, biological process: endoplasmic reticulum to Golgi vesicle-mediated transport; vesicle fusion. Gene Ontology annotation, cellular component: Golgi medial cisterna; cis-Golgi network; SNARE complex. The coding region runs from base 25 to 774 and encodes 249 amino acids. The transcript has 9 exons. The record is from RefSeq and is a predicted model, not a curated record. Lineage: Eukaryota; Metazoa; Chordata; Actinopteri; Perciformes; Gasterosteidae. Gene Ontology annotation, molecular function: SNAP receptor activity.